Molecule: messenger RNA, 7140 nt
Organism: Nerophis lumbriciformis (worm pipefish)
Lineage: Eukaryota; Metazoa; Chordata; Actinopteri; Syngnathiformes; Syngnathidae
Source: RefSeq, a predicted model, not a curated record
UGUACUUGAAGCGAAGCAAAAAGACGAAGACCACGUGCUAUGCCACGAAACGUGCACUGAGUUUGGAGCCAUAUCUGAAGUGAAGAUUGAAGACGCGAUAGAAGAUGGACGACUGCUGCGAUGCUGAGAUGGCGACGUCCGCUGAAAGAGAAAGUGAAAGAGAAUCAACUUCCAGAAAAUCACCAACGGACAUAAAGACGACAGAUGAAGACGUCCAGCAGCUGAUCGGUAAUCCAGAAGAAGUUUCCCCUCAGUCAGGGGGGAGCUCCACUUUGAAGCAGGAGACUCCACAACCACCCUGCAUUAAAAAGGAAGUGGAGGAACUCUGCAUCACUCAGGAGGGAGAAUGUCUUCUAGGACGAGAGGAAGCUGAUUACACCAAGUUUCCACUGAGUAUUCUCUCUGUGAAGACUGAAGAUGAUGAAGAGAAACCACAAGUAGACAACCUCUUAGCUCCACUAUCAGAUAGUGAGGCUGAAGACGAGGUUGAAGAACCUUUGAGCAGUGAUAAAGACUGUGAAGGUGAUAUGAGGACUCACACUGACAACAAACACUCUUCAAAGAAGAGAGGUCAAACAUGUUUGAGCUGCUCAAUUUGUGCUAAAAGUUUUACUAAAAAGAGCCAUUUGACUCAACACAUGAGAACACACACAGGUGAAAAACCAUUUAAUUGUUCAGUUUGUGGCAUACGUUUUUCUCGAAAUAGCAAUUUGACUCAACACAUGAGAACACACACAGGUGAAAAAACAUUUAAGUGUUCAGUUUGUGGCAAACGCUUUUCUCGAAAUGGCUAUUUGACUAAACACAUGAGAACACACACAGGUGAAAAAACAUUUAAAUGUUCAGUUUGUGGCAAAAGCUUUUCUCGAAAUAGCAUUUUGACUGAACACAUGAGAACACACACAGGUGAAAAACCAUUUAGUUGUUCAGUUUGUGGCAAAAGCUUUUCUCAAAACAGCCAUUUGACUGAACACAUGAGAACACACACAGGAGAAAAAACAUUUAAGUGUUCGGUUUGUGGCAAAAGCUUUUCUCGAAAUAGCAUUUUGACUGAACACAUGAGAACACACACAGGUGAAAAAACAUUUAAUUGUUCAGUUUGUGGCAAAAACUUUUCUCAAAAUAGCCAUUUGACUGAACACAUGACAACACACACAGGAGAAAAAACAUUUAAGUGUUCAGUUUGUGGCAAAGGCUUUUCUCGAAAUAGCAUUUUGACCAAACACAUGACAACACACACAGGAGAAAAAACAUUUAAUUGUUCAGUUUGUGGCAACAGCUUUUCUCGAAAUAGCUCUUUGACUAAACACAUGAGAACACACACAGGAGAAAAACCAUUUAACUGUUCAGUUUGUGGUAUGAGCUUUUCUCACAACAGCGCUUUGUGUCGACACAUGAGAACACAUGCUAGAGAAAAACCAUUUAGUUGUUCAGUGUGCUGUAAAAGGUUCACACAUAAUGCAGCUGCAGUAAAACACAUAAGAACCCACAAGGGAAAAUAUAUAUCAAUCCCACAAAAAAGUGCCAACUUUUACUCGUCAGACUGAUUGAUGUGCAAAUCAGAGACAUAUGAACAAUUAACCCCCAACACCCACCUCCCUCGACAAUCCGGCCCGUGAGAUUAGUUUGCAAAGAGUAAAAGUUAAACUGCUGUUCUAAAUGUGUCCACUGGAUGUCACAUUAUAAUUCUGUUAGGCAAGCAAAUAAAUAGUUCCGGGGCAAGUAAGUAUACUUGGUAAGAGGUACACGGUCUUUAUUAAAGGAAAUAUAUAUAUUAGGGCUGGGCGAUAUAUCGAUAUACCGCGGGGUUGUCUCUGUGCGAUAUAGAAAAUGACUAUAUGGUGAUAUUGGAGUAUACGUUCUCACACAGUUGCUUUUUUUUUUUUUUUUUCAAGUUUUUUUAUUGGCAUUUUCAAACAGACAGAAAAAAGUACAAGUCAAAACAGUACAAUUUUAAAGGCAAUAAAUGAUUCACACCCUUUCCCUUAAAACCCAAACCACCCACCCACCCUCCCACCCCACUCAGGUCCCACUAACGAGGGACAAAUGGCGCAAUUGUGUAACAAGUAAGACGACAAAGACAGACACAUUCUCUCACACACACACACACACACAUACGCGGCCAGAGACAGACAGAUAUAUAAUAAUAAAAUAAAAAAUAUAUAUAUAUAUAUAAUAAUAAAAUAAAAUAAAAAUUAAUAAUAAUAAUAAUAAAAUAAAAAAUAGAAUAAAAUAAUACUAAUAAAUAAAAGGGAGAUUAUUCCUCAUCUGCGUCUGGGCAUAGGUCAAGAGAGUUGACAUACAGCAAAAAAGGGCUCCAUGAGCUUUCAAAUGCUUGAACCGAGCCCUUUAGCGAAAACCUAAGUUUUUCCAGUUUUAGAUUGUAGAGAACCUCUCUAAUCCAACGGCCGUGUGAUGGGGGGCGAGCCAGCUUCCAAUUAAACAAGAUCAAUCGCCUGGCCAGCAAGGUCGUAAAAGCAACAGCGCGUUUUAGUGGUACCGGGCACAUUAUCGGGGCAUACGCCAAAAAUGGCUGAUAAUGGGUUGGGAGGAAAGUUUUGACCGUAUGCUUUUCCAAUUGUGUCAAAAAUGUCCUCCCAAAAGGAACAUAGUUAGAGCAGGACCAGAACAUAUGGACGUGAUCAGCCGGAGAUUGUUUGCAUCUAUUGCAGGUAUUGCUAACAGUGGGGUAGAUUUUGGAUAGUUUUGAAUUAGUGUAGUGAAUUUUAUGGAUUACUUUGCAUUGGAUGAGACUAAGACGGGCACAUAUUGAGGAGGAGUGAACCAGUUUCAGGGCCGAGUUCCAGUGUUGAUCGGAUAUGUUGGUAUUAAGAUCGCUCUCCCACGAGGCUCUUAUCACUGAUAUAGAGUUUGGAGCAACUGAGCUUAAGGAGGUAUAUAACACGGAGAUACAUUUUUUUAUGAUUAGGGCUCAAAGAUAACAAUGUAUCUAUAAGAGUUUCCGGAGGACGAUUUGGAAAGUGUGGGAACUGCUUCUUUACGAAGUCCCGCGCCUGAAAGAAACGAAAAAGGUGGGAGUUCGGCAGAUCGUAUUUGGAAGAGAGUUCAGUGAAGGAUGAGAACACUCCGUCUGCAUAGAGGUCUUUCACAGUGGUGAUACCAUGAUCGUGCCAAGUCAUAAAUGCGGGGUCAGUACGGGAAGGUUUAAAUAAUUGUUUUUUAAGUAGCGGGGUCAAUAUAGAUGGGCCCUGAGAACCCACGUGUUUUCGUGGCUGGUUCCAUAUUUUAAUGGAGAUUGAUACGAUGGUAUUUGUGCCUUCAAGUUUAAAUGGGAAAGGGAGUGGUGAGCAUAAGCAAGAAUGUAAUGAGGAGUGUGGGAUUGCCGUUUCAAGGGAUACCCAGGCCGGGAGGGUCUGAGAGCCUCCAUCCAUCCAGUAUAGGAGUUUCUGUACAUUAGCCGCCCAAUAGUAUUGUCUGAAAUUGGGGAGAGCAAGCCCUCCUUCAGAUUUGGGAGAUUGUAGGACAGACUUGCGGAUUCGAGCCAAUCCGGCCCCCCAUAAAAAUUUAGAUAUUGAUUUGUCUAAUUUAUCGAAAAAUGAUUUAGUAAUAAAUAUGGGGAUAUGUUGAAAAAGGUAAAGGAAUUUAGGCAGAGUGAUCAUCUUGAUCAGAUUGAUCCGGCCAGCGAGAGAUAAUGGUAAAACAGACCAGCGGGCAAAGUUCUUCUCCAUCUUUUCAAUUAGAGGUAAAAAAUUUGCCCGGAGCAUAUCAGACAUAGCCGGAGUAAUAAGGAUCCCCAAGUAAUGAAUCCCGUCAUGUGCCCAUUUGAAUGCCGCUAGAGAUCGUGGUAACUGUUUAGCUAAGGCAUUAAUCGGAGACAGCUCACUUUUUUGGUAGUUAAGUUUGUAACCAGAGUGUGUGCCAAACCGCUCCAAAAUGUCAAAUAUUACCGGGAGUGAGCUAGCAGGGUCCGAGAUGUACAGGAGCAGGUCAUCCGCGUAAAGCGAGACUUUGUGCAACGUGUCCGACCGGGUGAUACCUCUAAAGCCCGCCUCAGCGCGCAGCCAGAGAGCAAGGGGUUCUAUCGCAAUAGCAAACAGUAGUGGAGAUAACGGGCAACCUUGUCUAGUGCCUCUUUUUAGAAAAAUUGGGGCGGAUGGUGUAUUAUUUGUACGUACCGAGGCUACUGGGGACGAGUACAAAAGUUUAACCCAGAGAAUGAAAUCUUCGUUAAAACCAAACCGACCCAUCACUUCAAAUAGAUAUUCCCAUUCAACCCUGUCAAAGGCUUUCUCCGCAUCGAGGGACACUACCACCUCCGGGGUCGAAGGGUUUGGCGAAUGGAUAAUGUUUAGGAGGCGCCGAGUGUUGUGUGAGGAUUGCCGGCCUAGCAUAAAACCUGUUUGAUCCAACGAGAUGAUGGAAGGCAUCACCCUUUGGAGCCGGAGAGCGAGAACCUUGGAUAUAAUUUUUAGAUCUACAUUUAAGAGCGAAAUUGGUCUAUAGCUGCUGCAAAGCAGGGGGUCUUUGUCUUUUUUUAGGAUGAGAGAAAUGGUGGCCCUCGAUAAGGUUUCUGGCAGGCGAUGUUGCAGAAAAGCUUCAUUAUACAUGUCUCUUAGAGCCGGAGCAAGAGCACUGGAGAAAGUCUUGUAAUAUUCUGCACUGAAGCCAUCCGGGCCGGGUGACUUAUUGCUCUGUAAGGAUUUGAUGGCUUCCGUGAUCUCAAUGACACUAAUGGGCUGGCCCAGGCCCCUCGCAGCCCCACAUUCUAUCUGUGGGAAUGUUUUAUCGCCAAACAGCUCAUCUGAGGAAGGGGGGCAGUCUGAGGUAUAUAACGUUGUAUAAAAUGCAGCAAAUGUUUCAUUAAUCUUAGCUGGAUCAGUAUGUAGUUCUCCUGUGUUAGAGCGAAUAGACGUGAUUAGCCUCGAAGAUGCUUCCUCCCUGACCCGGUGGGAUAAGAGCCUGCCAGCUUUCUCCCCAGAUUCAAAAAAUCGUUGUCUGGAUUUGAGCAGUUGUAAUUUCGCUCUAUUAACAGACAUAAGGUCAAAGUCAGUUUGUAGGCGAAGGCGUUCUUUAUAUAGUGUCGGGUCUGGGUUUGAAGCGUAUUUAUCGUCGAGAUCCUUAAUCUUGCGGAGCAGCCCAGUGAUUUGAAUGGUCUCUGUCUUAUUUAGGUUUGAAACAAAAGAUAUAAGUUGUCCUCUAAUAUAGGCUUUAGAUGCUUCCCAUAGUAUACCUCUUCCAAUUUCUGGCGAGUCGUUCAGUUCGAAAAAACACUUAAUUUGAUCGUGUAGAAAAUUCCUAUAACGGUCUUCUGCUAGUAAGGCUGAGUUGAAUCGCCAUUGUUUAAGGGGUCUAGGUUGAGUGUCCAUAUUGAUGUCGACUGAGGUGGGGGCAUGAUCGGAGAUUACGAUACUAUGGUAAUUACAUGUUUUGGUUUUGGAAAGCAAUCUAUUGUCGAGAAGAAAGAAGUCUAUCCGAGUGUAAGUGUGAUGUACAUGGGAGAAGUAGGAGAAUUGUUUAAUUGUAGGGGAGGCAUGUCUCCAUGGGUCUGUAAGACCCAACUGUUUAGCGAAAGUAUCCAGUGUUUUAGCUGAAUUAGAUAAGGGAGCCAGUUUGUUAGAUGAUCGAUCCAGUACAGGAUCCUGCACCAGGUUAAAGUCCCCGCCCAUAAUGAUGAAAUGGUUUCCAAUGUUCGGAAAUGAUGUAAACAAUUUAGUCACAUAAGAGUUGUCAUCCCAGUUGGGUCCAUAAACGCUAGCGAGUAUGACUGGGGUGCCUUGCAGCUUUCCCGACACAAUAAUAUAACGACCAGUCGGGUCUGCUACAGUUUGAUUGAGUUCGAAUGAAAUAUUUCUACGAAUAAGGAUAGCUGUGCCCCUGGCCCUUUCGUUGAAUUUUGAAUGGAAAAUAUGGCUGAUCCAGCCUCUUUUAAGUCGUGAAAUCUCUCUGUUGCGAAGGUGGGUCUCCUGAAUGAAAAAUAUAUCUCCUUUGAGGUGUUGCAAAUGGGUCAAGACCCUCCCAAUUUUAGUGGCGCUCCCCACUCCCCUCACGUUCCAUGAAACAAAUCUAAGUGUAUUACUGGUGCUUGUCAUGUCUCACCAUGUCCAACUACGAGAGCAGAACGGGCUGAUGUAUACAAGCAGGUCAGGAGGGAGGCUGAUGCACGAUAACUGGGGACUGCAGAGAGUACUGGUAAGAGGAGGGGAUGAAACAGAAGCGUGAGAGGAAGGAAUAAGGAGAUAAACAAACCAAUAAACACACAUACAUAUAGAAAACACAACAGACUCACACACACACUCACAGACACAACAACAUACAACAAUGCCAGGUGGAUUAAACCUGGCAACCACCUACAGGGCCAUCGUCCCAGGACCUGAGAACCCCAUUGUCGAAACUGAACCUUAAGUGUCCUUUUCACAGCAGUGCGCUGUCCUUGCGCCUGCAUGGACGUAUCCAUAUCGGCUUCCGGGUUUUUCCACCUCCCGAGAACAACAGAUUGGCUCCAACUGAGUCAGAACAUAUUAAAGUGCAUCAAAACUGCAAUAUAUUCCCUCAGGAAACAUAGUACCCAGUACUAAGAUAACUUCAGAAAGCGAGAAAAAUAGAUUAUAAAGUAUAAGCAACUCAAAAAGCAUGUGGCAAAAUAAAGUAAAUGUAAAGUACAAGCAAGCGGUGUCACACAUAUACAUACACACAUACAUACACCUAUAUAUAUAUAUAUGCAUAUACACACACACACACACGCGCAUAAACAUGUAUACCAUCAUGGAUGUAUAGGUAAGGAAUAACAGUAACCAACCAAGAAAUAAGUAGAUCAGCAGCUAGGUCAAAUAACAAAGAAGUAAACCACCGUGUAAAAAUAUAUAUCUAUUAGAACAUGAUAACUAAAUGUAAAGGGGAGACAAAAUAAUUUGAGUGUCGAUGUAACAAAAUAAAACAGAAUGAACAAUAUUGCUGGUUGAAAGUGGAUCCAAUGAGUGUACACACAGAUGUGAUAUUCACGGUCAGGCCUGGAGUUAGAGUUAUGUUAGCAUGGUUGAUCGUGAUAAAGCAGGCGUUGAUUAUUAAGGUUGGUGUCGGCAGUGUGGCAUCCAGACAUGGCUGCAGUCAGCCAAGCUAGCGCCACCCUGCCAUGCACUGUGGGGUAGUCACACCGUAUCAAAUAAAGUUUCAAUAAAGUCA